Letharia lupina is the source of this 759-nucleotide messenger RNA. RefSeq lists its product as uncharacterized. The coding region runs from base 1 to 759 and encodes 252 amino acids. Gene Ontology annotation, molecular function: protein binding. The transcript is spliced from 2 exons. Lineage: Eukaryota; Fungi; Ascomycota; Lecanoromycetes; Lecanorales; Parmeliaceae. The record is from RefSeq and is a predicted model, not a curated record.
AUGAGCCAAGACCCUGUGUAUCUCAGGUUUCUUGAGUCAUUCGGACCAGGCAUGACUGCAGCAUCUCAAGUCUUCGCCAUCCCGGAGCUUCUGGAAAGUAUCCUACUCCACCUUCCUGAACGCGAUCUGCUACUUGCGCAGCGUGUCAAAAAGGCUUUCCGAGAUGCCACUACCGCUUCCUUGCAUCUGCAACGAAAGCUAUUUUUGACAGCUGAUGCCAAGCUGGAUGACGAGCUGGUCCCCGAGUGGAAGUGGAAUCCGUUCAUUGACAUCUUCAGGCCCGGAAAAGGCUGCACUUACCCAAUGCCUGACUUGCCAAGAUCAACGUAUAUGAUCAGCUGGUGUAUCUGGCGAAACGCAAACGUGGAAAGCACGAUGAGUAUCGAUGAAUUCCUUGAUUUGAAGUCUCUUAGGAACGCCGACUACUCUUCCGCCUCUUGGAAACGUAUGCUCUUCACGCAACCUGCGCUUCGCGAAAUGCAAAUGCGGAACGUCCUUUUAUGUCGUCACGACUUUACCUUCUAUCCUAUACAUAAGAUAGAGGACGUUAAGGGAGUGCAGACGGGGCAGUUGAUUGUGAUCGCUUGGCAAGGUCAUGCGCCGGCUACAAUGGAUCACAGCAUCAUUACAGAAUUUGAACAUCGAGGUAAACCUAGGCUCUGGAUACGGAUGUUUAAUCUGCCCCAGUUCGGAGAUAUAACCGGUAAUCAUCCAACUCCCCUCAAAGGCGGUACCUCACCGGUUUAUAGACCACUCUAG